Messenger RNA from Schistosoma curassoni, 3261 nucleotides. NCBI's taxonomy places the organism in Eukaryota, Metazoa, Platyhelminthes, Trematoda, Strigeidida, Schistosomatidae. The record is from the annotation of a GenBank genome assembly.
GCAGAAUCUUCUAUUGCGUUACUGUUGGCACAAGUUUAUUGAUACCAUACAGUUGUCGUAACACCUUUGUAAUGUCAUUGGACUUCAGCGGUACUCUUCCCAAAUGCUACUUGUCCAAAAGUUUUGGCCAAGUCGGACAUUUUGUUGGCUGUUUUAGAUUUGUUUUCUGAAGGAAAAAUAAAGCUUAACCUAAUUAAUGAUAAAUAUACCGGAUUCAAUCCUAGAGCAAAUUUUUAUAUAUUUGAAUUGGAAUGAACGUUCACGAGCUGCUCGUGUGUGUAAAAAGUGGUAUAAUGUGUUUCAAUCUCCUGUUUUGUGGAGGAAAAUCGUUUUUAAGCCACCUUGUCGUCGACUAACAAAACUUCAGUAUGAUAUUAAAGGCUAUCGUUUGUCUUGUUGCUUAAAGGCGAUUGGUUGCCAUAUUCGCAACUACAAGUUUUUGAAAACUGAUGACUUGUUCCUACUUAAUCGAACGUUAAACCUUGUUGCAAAGUUUCUUGAAUACAGUUUCAAAUUAGAUGGACAGAAGAAUGAACCUAAUAAUGCCUGUGAUUCAGAUGGCAAUGAAUAUAGUGACCUACCUAAAGAAAUCGAAAAUUUAUCAUAUGGAAAUCUGAACCGUAAUGUAAUGCGUGAAACAGACUAUGGACUUGCUGGUUUCAUUAUUGAAGGUGAUCCAGAUGCCGAAGCUACUCUCAGGUUAAUAUUUGAGCUGCAAGAGCAUGAAAUUCAGGACUUUUCAUCUGAUUUAUCCUCUGAAAAUAGUCAAGCUGAUUUAUUCAAUGAUUUAGAGCAAUUUCAAUCGCAUAGAAUGUCUUCCAUUAGCUAUCCUCCAUCUCAUCGUUAUGACUGUAGCAGCUUCAAACGCAGUAAAAGCUCUCAGUAUCCCUCAUCUGUGUCAAAUUUCUCACCUUUUCACCACCCACCUAUUGUUCAUUCUUUUGAAUUGGAUUUUAAUUCUGAAGUCGAUGAUUUGCGUGGUCUUGUUUAUGGAACUGGAGGUGCAUUACUGAGAACGAUUAGCCGAGUGGUACGUCAGUUAAGUGAGCUUCAUCGUCUCCACCUAGUGGAUCUUUUUCUUGUUUCCGAUGACGCCAGACAGUUAGUUUGUGAAAUAAGUGAUGUUGCUUCACAUUGUCUAAAUGAUCUCAAUCUUGUUCACUUCCAUAAGUCAUCUGUCAAUCCAAUAACCGCACAUCAUCGUGAGUACAUCCCAUGUUUUGCAAAUUUAGUCUCUGAUGAACAUCAAACUACUAACAAUGUUUCAAAUAACAAUAGCCACCAAUGUUUCAAUGAAGAUUGGUACCUUUUGGAUCCUCGUUGGCUUAGUGCUCGAUCUCAACGGACCAGCGAUAAUCCUUUGUGUGAUUUGUCUAGUCUUUUCCCUAAAAUUAUACGUCUUACUUUGAGUCCAACUCAGUUAACCGGUUCAAUGCUUCUUCGACUUUUAUAUCAAACUUCGUUGCAUCAAUUAUCUUUAAUUCAAACUGAUUUGACUGUAUUUACCAUACCUCGUUCUGAAAAUCCUCCUGUUCAACGAACUAUUUCAUAUGAUUCUGAUGAUUUAUAUAUGGGAUUUAAUGAAGAUCAAAGUUUUGAUCCUAGUGAUUCAAGUAUUCUGGAUUUGAUUGAUUGGACUGAAGAUGUUCCACGUAUUCGUAGAUAUGGAACUAAUCAAGAUACAACAUCUGGUUGGAAACCGAUACCUUCAAACGUGUGGCGUGCUGCUCUUAUUCUAUGUCCACAUCUUACCAUUCAUUUAAAGUUGGAGUUAGUUGAAGAUUUAACUUGUUUACGGUGGAAAAGUCCUUCAUCAUCUGAUAAAUUCAAUUCAAUUCAUAAUUUACUGUCCUAUUGGCCUGUUCCUCCUGCACCGGUCACUUCAAUCACAUUGAUUCUAACUGGAGAACCUGCAUUUAUGGCUGGUUUAUUAAGUCCACAAAAUACAAUCAAUCCUAUAUCUUAUUCACAAUCACUUACAUCAUUGAUAAUAUUAUUGGAAGUAUGCAAUUUUUAUUCUUUAAUGAUUUAUCCGAACACUCAUUAUUCGUAUUUUUAUAUUUUGACUAAAUAAUAGUAUGGGUGAAAUAAUGGCUUGUUAAUUAAAAUGUGGCUUUUGAUCACUAGAUUAUAUUUUAUUACCCCACAACAUCUACCUCUUUGAAUAGAUCGAUAGUGUCACUUGAAGUCAAGCAAACGAUGUGAGUCAGUACUAUUAAUAAUGUUGAAUUUUAUUUGGUGAGAGUAACUUACGUCAAAUGAAAUGGUAUUGAUAAGAAGUCGAAAGCAAGUUGUCAUGUUCAGGAUAAAUCGGAUCAACUUUAUCAAGAAAAUUAAUUUAGAUCAUGUUCAUAGUAAACUAGAUAUACUUCUAUGAAUAAAUCAUAGUAAGAUUCUGAUAGCAAAAGUGUUUCCAACCUAUUGUAUUUCAUUUUGUGAAAUGCAGUAAAGAUUAAGAGGUAUUUAAUAGUCAACUUUCUGGUAAAUAUUACACUAACGAUUCAAAUUCACACGAUAAUGUUCCUGAAAGUUUUUGUGCCAUAUUAUCCUCAGAAUAAAAAACGCGACUAUAAGGGAUUUAAGUGAAAUUCAAAUAUUAUGUAUAACAUGCAGUAGAAAUAUUCCUGUAUACUACUCACAACGUUUAAAAUGAUAGUGAAAAAUUAUUUUUUGGAACCAUAAAAUAAAAAUGAUAAUGUCAAACCUAUUAAAUGCUUAAUUCCUAGAUUAUAUAUAUCAGGGAAAUUGAAAAUAUCCCUGUGUCUUAAACCUUUAAGCCUGAAACAAAUCUUAACUUGGUGGCACUACACUUUAUGGGUACAAUCAUCAAUCAGAUAGCGUAUAUUAUGUUUUUGAGUGAAAUUUAUCCAUCUACAUGGAUUCGGAGUAUUUGUACAUCAUAGCUGACGUCCGUUUGGAAUGAAAACUUUAACCAUAAAUCCCUACUUCUAACCCUAACUAUGAACAAUAUUAAAACCCAAAACUUUGUUUGGACCCUUGUAAGGGUUCGAGAAUAUGUACAAUUUAUAUCCAUUAUAACGAGUUUCUAUCUCAGUUUACAGUCAGAGUAGUUACUUGUGGAAGAAAUUAAUAAAUUUACCAUAUAAAAUUUGUUUAUAUUCAGAAUAGUACUGUUUUCUUUUCCAUAAACUAUCCAUUUAUAAAAGCCCUUUUUCUAAUUGUCUGGAUACAAUCCGUAAAUUCUUCACAAUUGUCUUAAGCUCCUCCCUAUACCAUACUUUUACUGCAAAAAUGUUUAGU